Paramisgurnus dabryanus is the source of this 3341-nucleotide messenger RNA. RefSeq names its product endoplasmic reticulum aminopeptidase 1b (gene erap1b). Gene Ontology annotation, cellular component: cytoplasm; membrane. Gene Ontology annotation, biological process: proteolysis; peptide catabolic process. The record is from RefSeq and is a predicted model, not a curated record. NCBI's taxonomy places the organism in Eukaryota, Metazoa, Chordata, Actinopteri, Cypriniformes, Cobitidae. Gene Ontology annotation, molecular function: peptide binding; zinc ion binding; metalloaminopeptidase activity.
UGCUUUUUUAUUAUAAUUUUGCUUCAAGAUUGUAGUACUCCACCUACAGUUAUUAAAGCGCCUUUAUUUUAAGUACUUCCCAUGAUGCAAAUGUUGCAGAAUUUCAUUUUCACUUUCGCAUUUCUGGAAAGUGCUCGGUGUUGCUGUACCAAAACAACAGGAACAAGUCUUAUUAAACAGAUCGAGGAUUUUAACUGAAAAUCCUCCAAAGUAGUACUGGACCGCCAUGAUGCGUUUUGUACUCUUUGUGAAUCUUGUGAUCUUGCCCACUCACCUGUGGGCUACAGUCACUCAAGUCAAUGAAGAGCCCACUUCAUUCCCCACAUCAUCCAAUGGAGAACCAUUUCCCUGGAACAAAAUGAGACUACCACACACCGUUUCCCCCCAUCAUUACAAUCUUCUUAUCCACCCCAACCUUACAAGUUUAGACUUUACUGGAUUUGUGCAUAUCCAAAUUAAAGUACAUCAAGACACACAGACCAUCAUACUGCACAGCAAGGAUCUUCAAAUCUUAAAUGCAAGACUCAUAGAUCCAGAAAGGCGUCAGGUACAGCCCCUAAAAGUGCUAGAGUACCCUUCCUACCAGCAGAUUGCUCUUAUAUCUCAUGUUCUGCUGAGGAAAGACUUUGGAUAUGAAAUUCAGCUGAAAUUUGCCGCCAACCUUUCCGAGAGCUUCCAUGGAUUUUACAAAAGCACAUACCGUACCAGCAAAGGAGAAGUGAGGGUGUUGGCUUCCACACAGUUUGAGCCGACAAGUGCCCGAGCAGCAUUUCCCUGUUUUGAUGAACCCGCCUUCAAAGCGAACUUCUCCGUGCAGAUUCGCCGAGAAGCCAAGCACAUUUCUCUCUCAAAUAUGCCUAAGCUGAGAACAUUAGAGCUUCCAGGUGGGCUGUUUGAGGAUCAGUUUGAGGAAAGUGUGAAGAUGAGCACAUACCUGGUGGCCUUCAUUGUCUCUGACUUUCUGUCUAUCAGUAAGACUAGUCUGCAUGGAGUUCAGAUUUCAGUCUAUGCUGUGCCAGAGAAGAUCGAUCAGGCAGAGUUUGCUUUGGAUGCUGCAGUUAGGCUGCUUGACUUCUAUGAAGACUACUUUGAUAUCCAAUACCCUCUGCCCAAACAAGAUCUUGCCGCUAUUCCAGACUUCCAAUCUGGAGCGAUGGAGAAUUGGGGUCUGACCACCUACCGUGAAUCAGCUCUUCUCUUUGACCCAGACAAGUCCUCCGCUUCUGAUAAGCUUGGCAUAACGAUGGUCAUCGCCCAUGAACUGGCCCAUCAGUGGUUUGGUAACCUGGUGACCAUGCAGUGGUGGAAUGAUCUGUGGCUGAAUGAAGGUUUUGCCAAGUUUAUGGAGUUUGUGUCUGUUAACAUCACCAAUCCUGAACUGGAAGUUGAGGAUUAUUUCAUGGCAAAGUGUUUCGAGGCCAUGGAGGUUGAUGCUUUAAGCUCCUCUCAUCCAGUCUCCACGCCGGUUGAGAACCCUGCUCAGAUCCAGGAGAUGUUUGAUGAUGUAUCUUAUGACAAGGGGGCUUGUAUCCUGAACAUGCUAAGAGAGUUUCUGACCCCAGAGGCCUUUAAAGCAGGCAUUGUUAGAUACCUGAAGCGCUACAGUUACAAUAACACGGUCAAUAGUGACCUGUGGGACAGUUUGACUAAUGUUUGUGACUCUGAUGGUCUCGAUGAGACCAGGCUGAAGGGUGACGAGUCCUGCCGGCGCUCUGGCUCACCUUCUGCAGCUUCUAAAUGGCAGUCUGAGGAUGAGCUGAAUGUUAAGGAGAUGAUGGAGACAUGGACUUUGCAGGAGGGGUUUCCAAUCAUUACUGUGGAUGUCAGAGGUCGUGAAGUCAGACUUAGUCAAGAGCGUUACCUCAAGAGCGAUGAUCAUUCUCAAACAUCUGGAUUUAUUUGGCACGUUCCACUGACUUACAUUACCAGUGACUCAACCACAGUGCAUCGCUUUCUGCUUAAGACCAAAACAGAUGUGCUGUAUCUGCCAGAGGAGGUCGACUGGAUCAAGUUUAAUGUGGACAUGAGUGGAUAUUACAUUGUACACUAUGAGGGCUCUGGUUGGGAUGACCUCAUCAGAUUGCUCAUACACGAUCACACAGCACUUUCCAGCAAUGAUCGGGCCAGUCUGAUCAACAGUGCUUUCCAGUUAGUCAGUGUUGGUAAGCUCCCGUUGGAUAAGGCUUUAGAUCUGACCCUGUAUCUAAGCAAGGAAACUGAGAUUAUGCCAGUGACCCAGGGCUUCAGUGAGCUUGUGCCUCUUUACAAGUUGAUGGAGAAACGAGAAAUGGUGGAUCUGGAGAACCAGAUGAAGGGCUACAUACUGCAGUUGUUUAGGGAUCUCAUAGACCAGCAAUCGUGGACCGAUGAUGGCUCUGUGUCUCAGCGGAUGUUACGGAGCUACCUUCUUCUGUUUGCCUGCGUGCGAGGUCACCCACCCUGUGUUAGCACCGCUACCCAACUCUUUAACCAGUGGAGAGAGUCAGAUGGAAAUAUGAGUCUACCAAAUGAUGUAACCAUGGCUGUGUUUUCGGUUGGUGCCCGGACUGAAGAGGGGUGGGAUUUUCUGUUUGAAAAGUACAAGGAGUCUAUGUACAUCUCCAUGAAGAGCAGGAUCAAAAUGGCCCUCACGACCAGCCCUCUUGAUCACAAGUUAAAAUGGAUGAUGGAACAAAGUCUGGUUGGAGAGCUGCUGAAAACUCAAGAUCUGCCGUAUGUUGUGACAUCAGUCAGUAAAAAUCCCAAAGCCUUCAAACACGCAUGGGACUUUGUGCAAGCUAAUUGGGACUCCCUAAUAAAGAAGUUUGAUCUUGGCUCACACUCCAUAGCACACAUUGUAGUAGGUGUGACCAAUCAGUAUUCAACAAGAGAAAUGUUGGCUGAGGUUCGUGGAUUCUUCGGUUCUCUGCGGGCUGAAAUGGGAGCAGAGCUGAGGUGUAUACAGCAGGCCGUGGAGAACAUUGAAGAGAACAUUCGGUGGAUGGACAAGAACCUUCCCCUACUGCAGUCCUGGUUGCACCAACAUUUUUACCAAGACAGAAAUACAGAGCUUUGAAGUUCUUGAAGAAAAAGAAUUGUAUCAAGCUAUAGGUGUAUAGAUUUUUGAUGCAAGAAUGUGAAAUGUAUGAGUUUGAAUUUGUGAAUAUUGGGUAUAUAUUUUGAGUGGAUAUCAAACACAUUAUUAAAAGUAAAAUGAAGGGUUUUCUUAUCUCCCCAACCUUUAGGAUUGAAAUUAAAUGGUUUAAAUUAUGUUUGUCAGAUCUGCUUUUGUAACUUUAUUGUUUUGAUCAAUUCAUUGUGAAGAUUUUUUUUUCUUUACAAUAAAACCUUUAAUUAUAAAA